AUGUCGAGUGGGAAACGGGAACCGGAAACCAGGAACCAAACACCGGGAACCGAAGAGCAGGAAACAGUUCUGGGAACCGGAAAUCGAGAACCGAGAAUCGAGAAUCGAGAACCGAGAACCGAGAACCGAGAACCGAGAACCGAGAUCCGGAAACCAAGAAUCGAACUAGAACUACAAAUCGGAAACCGGAAACAGGAAAGCGGGGAACUGGAAACCGGGACCGAAACCGUGGGAAACGGGAACCGGAAACCAGGAACCAAACACCGGGAACCGAAGAGCAGGAAACAGUUCUGGGAACCGGAAAUCGAGAACCGAGAAUCGAGAACCGAGAACCGAGACCCGAGAAUCGAGAACCGAGAACCGAGAACCGAGAACCGAGAACCGAGAACCGAGAACCGAGAACCGAGAACCGAGAACCGAGAACCGAGAACCGAGAACCGAGAACCGAGAACCGAGAACCGAGAACCGAGAACCGAGAACCGAGAACCGAGAACCGAGAACCGAGAACCGAGAACCGAGAACCGAGAACCGAGAACCGAGAACCGAGAACCGAGAACCGAGAACCGAGAACCGAGAACCGAGAACCGAGAACCGAGAACCGAGAACCGAGAACCGAGAGCCGAGAGCCGAGAACCGAGAACCGAGAACCGAGAACCGAGAACCGAGAACCGAGAACCGAGAACCGAGAACCGAGGACCGAGAACCGAGAACCGAGAACCGAGAACCGAGAACCGAGAACCGAGAACCGAGAACCGAGAACCGAGAACCGAGAACCGAGAACCGAGAACCGAGAACCGAGAACCGAGGACCGAGAACCGAGAACCGAGAACCGAGAACCGAGAACCGAGAACCGAGAACCGAGAACCGAGAACCGAGAACCGAGAACCGAGAACCGAAAACCGAGAACCGGAAAUUGAAAACCAGAAACCGGAAGCCGGGAGCAAGGAACUAAACUGGGAAAGUUUGUGGGAACCAGAAACCGGGAACCGGAAACCGAAAACCAGUAACCAGGAACUGGGAUCCGAAAACCGGAAACUAGAAAUCGGAAACCAAGAACCGGGAAACGGCAACCAGUAA
This is a messenger RNA of Malaya genurostris, 1077 nucleotides long. Its product is annotated as neurofilament heavy polypeptide-like. The coding region runs from base 1 to 1077 and encodes 358 amino acids. The transcript has 3 exons. The record is from RefSeq and is a predicted model, not a curated record. NCBI's taxonomy places the organism in Eukaryota, Metazoa, Arthropoda, Insecta, Diptera, Culicidae.